Messenger RNA from Drosophila sechellia, 1127 nucleotides. RefSeq names its product diphthine methyl ester synthase (gene Dph5). Gene Ontology annotation, biological process: protein histidyl modification to diphthamide. The record is from RefSeq and is a predicted model, not a curated record. The coding region runs from base 107 to 952 and encodes 281 amino acids. Gene Ontology annotation, molecular function: diphthine synthase activity. Lineage: Eukaryota; Metazoa; Arthropoda; Insecta; Diptera; Drosophilidae. The transcript is spliced from 2 exons.
GCGGUCACACAACGCGCGACGGCACGUGUUGACUGCAUUUAAAAAGCGAUUUUAAUAACAUUUGGCAGGAGUUGCAGUGGCCAAGCAGUCGCACCAGUCGCCUAGCAUGUUCUACCUAAUCGGCCUCGGCCUUGGCGACCUGAAGGACAUCACGGUCAAGGGUCUGGAGAUAGUGAAGCAAUGCAGUCGCGUCUAUCUGGAGAUGUACACCUCGAUUCUGGGCUGCAGCCUUGAGGAUAUGCAAGAGUUCUACGGACGACCGCUGCUGCUGGCCGACCGCGAUCUGGUGGAGCAGGGCGCUGAUGAGAUCCUGGCCGGUGCGGGCGAAUCCGAUGUGGCGCUGCUCGUGGUAGGCGACCCCUUUGGCGCCACCACCCACACAGACUUCAUACUGCGCGCCAAGGAGAAGAACAUCCCCUACAAGGUCAUCCAUAAUGCAUCGAUCAUGAACGCCGUCGGCUGCUGCGGACUGCAAUUGUACAAAUUCGGCGAGACCGUUUCGAUUCCGUACUGGGACGAGACAUGGAAGCCGGACAGUUUCUAUGACAAGAUCAAGCUGAAUCGCCUGCACAACAUGCACACGCUGUGCCUGCUGGACAUCAAGGUGAAGGAGCCCACGCCGGAGUCCUUGAUGCGCAAACGCAAGGAGUACAUGCCACCGCGUUUCAUGACCGUGGCGGAGGCGGCCUAUCAGUUGCUGUCCAUUGUGGAGAAGAAGGACUCGCUGGAAAAGAACACAGUGCUCAACGAGCAGUCACUGUGCGUUGGGCUGGCCCGUGUUGGCCAGGAGUCGCAGCAGAUUGCCGUUGGCACGCUGCUCGAGAUGCGCUCGACCGAUCUGGGCGGACCGCUGCACUCGCUCAUCAUUCCCGCCAAGGAGAUGCAUCCGCUGGAGGUGGAGUUCUUGCAGCAGUAUGCCGCCAGCAUCAAGCUGGACGACUACAACCACUAAUUUCGCUGCGAAAUUACCUAAUUUAGUGUCUAGGAAAUGUCUGUGCAUCUGAAUUGAAUUUACGAAGCAAGAGGAGCUGGAAGCUCAGGAAGAAAGUGAUAUCGCUUGAUGCCACCCGUAUACGUAUGUAGCCUGCCCUGCGGCAGCUGAAAUAAAACCGCAUUCACCCAUCGUA